Colletotrichum higginsianum IMI 349063 is the source of this 1491-nucleotide messenger RNA. RefSeq names its product MFS transporter. The transcript has 6 exons. Gene Ontology annotation, molecular function: transmembrane transporter activity. The coding region runs from base 1 to 1491 and encodes 496 amino acids. Gene Ontology annotation, cellular component: membrane. Gene Ontology annotation, biological process: transmembrane transport. The record is from RefSeq and is a predicted model, not a curated record. NCBI's taxonomy places the organism in Eukaryota, Fungi, Ascomycota, Sordariomycetes, Glomerellales, Glomerellaceae.
AUGGCCGCCAACAAACCUCUCGACGACGGCCAUGUGUCGGCAGGGGUCGUGGGAGGAGAGGCGAACUCGAUCAACCGUGUCGACACCGCGAACGACGACGCAGACUUCCAGAAGAUGCCCAAGAUGGACAAGGUGGACGAGUUCGGAGCACACGCCAAGACGGACCCAAAGGAGAUUGCACUCGUGAAGAAGCUCGACGCCUACAUCAUCCCCAUCCUGUGGCUCAUGUACCUGUUCAACUUUCUGGACAGAAACGCCAUCAUCAACGCCAGGCUGAAUGGCCUAGAAAAGGACCUCGGCUUGGUCGGAACCCAGUACAACACUUGUGUGUCCAUCUUGUUUGUAGGGUAUAUCUGUGGCCAGAUCCCAUCCAACAUGAUUCUCAGCAGGGUGCGGCCGUCCUGGUACAUGGCUGGGUUCUGUAUGGCCUGGUCGGUGGUCAGUCUCUUGACGUUCAAGGUCAAUAGCUACAGCGGAAUGAUUGCCUGUCGUUUCUUCUUGGGUAUCACCGAAGCUCCUUUCUACCCCGGCGCGCUCUACAUCAUCAGCAUGUUCUACACCAGAAAAGAGGUCGCGACGCGGAUGUCCCUCUUUUACACGGGGAACAUGCUGGCGAGCUCGUUCUCGGGGCUCAUCGCAGCAGGCAUCUUCGCCGGGCUUGACGGGUCCAUGGGCCUCGCGGGCUGGCAGUGGCUGUUCAUCAUCCAAGGCGCCGUGUCCAUCGGCGUCGCCGUCGCCGCGCUGUUCCUCCUCCCGGACCACCCGCUCACAACACGCUGGCUGACGCCCGAGCAGAGGCAGCUCGCCCACAACCGCAUCUACAUCGACACCACCGGCCGCCGCGAAGGGACGAGCGUGUGGACAGGCCUGCGCGACGCGUGCGUCGACUGGCGCACCUGGGCCUUCUGCCUCAUGUACCACCUCCACCUCGCGGCCAACGGCUUCCAGAACUUCCUCCCGACCGUCAUGCAGACCCUGGGCUACAGCACGACCGUCACCCUGGCGCUGACGUGCCCGCCGUACAUCCUCGCCGCGGCGGUCGGCAUCCUGGUCUCGUGGACGUCCGGCCGCUACAACGAGCGGACGUGGCACAUCACCAUCCUGAAGUCCAUCGUCAUCGGCGGCUUCGUCGUCGCCGUGGCCACGCUCAACAUCGCGGCGCGCCUGGUCGGCAUCGUCUUCUUCGUGGGCGCCACGUUCGGGAUCAACAACCUGAUCCUCGGCUGGGCCUCCAGCACCCUCGGCCAGACGGACGAGAAGAAGGCCGUCUCCAUCGCCAUGUGCAACACCCUGGGCAGUAUCGCCAGCAUCUACACGCCGUAUCUCUGGCCCAGCUCGGGUUCGCCGCGUUAUCUCACGGCGUGGAUCGCCAGCAUUGCCUUCUCGGUGGGGGUGAUUGUGAUUGCUUGGUGGUUGCGGAUUUCCCUGCAGCGGAAGAACAAGAAGACGAGAGAGCAGCACCCAGAGGAAACGAACUUUUAUGUGUAUUAA